Theobroma cacao (cacao) is the source of this 1567-nucleotide messenger RNA. RefSeq names its product adenosine-5'-phosphosulfate (APS) kinase 4 (gene APK4). Gene Ontology annotation, molecular function: ATP binding; adenylylsulfate kinase activity. Lineage: Eukaryota; Viridiplantae; Streptophyta; Magnoliopsida; Malvales; Malvaceae. Gene Ontology annotation, biological process: sulfate assimilation. The record is from RefSeq and is a predicted model, not a curated record.
UUCGCUCACUAUUUUCGAAAAAGUGUUGGAAUUACAGGUGAAAUCAAUUUCAAUCAUAAAAAGGGGGAAAAUAAGAGAAACCAGCCACUCUCUCCAACAAAGCUCGUCCCACGUCAGCUUCCCAUCGAUCGCACUGUAUAUAAAUCAAGUCAUUUUGUAAUUCUAUUCUUGUUUCCUGCUUCGCCGUUAACCUCGCCUCGCGCUCUCCAUCUCUUUCAAUCAUUGCCUUUUUUUUUCUUUUUACUUUUCAUUUUUAUUUUAAUUAAGAUGGUGUCACUCAAGGCGGUACGGCCAGCGAUUUCUUGUUCUUCUUCCGGUUUAGAGAGUGGCCCAUCCAUACCGCUUCCUAAGGUUGGCUUCGUGAAGUUGCCGUUGCCGGCGCCGUCGCCUUCUUUGGGAUUGAAUGUCAGCAACAAUGCGAGGUUGAGCUUGGUUCAGGCGACGGAGGAAUCGGCCGUGUCGGUUGCAAAUGAUCGUGCUGCUGUUAUUUCUGGUCAAAAUCUCCGCCAGAUGGCUACAAAUGGAAAGGCAACGAACAUUGUAUGGCAUAAAAGUUCUGUUGGUAAACUUCAUCGGCAAGAGCUACUUCAGCAAAAGGGUUGUGUCAUAUGGAUUACUGGUCUCAGUGGCUCAGGAAAGAGCACUUUGGCAUGCGCUCUGUGCCAAGCCUUGUAUUCGAGGGGAAAGUUGACUUACAUCCUUGAUGGUGACAACAUUCGACAUGGUUUAAACCGUGACCUAAGUUUUAAAGCAGAAGAUCGUGCCGAAAACAUACGAAGGAUUGGAGAGGUAGCAAAGCUCUUUGCAGAUGCUGGCAUCAUCUGCAUUGCCAGUGUGAUAUCUCCCUACAGAAGAGACAGGGAUGCAUGCCGGGCACUGUUGCCAGAAGGAGAUUUUAUUGAGGUGUUCAUGGAUGUGCCACUCCAAAUAUGUGAGUCUAGGGACCCAAAAGGCCUGUACAAGCUUGCAAGAGCUGGAAAAAUAAAAGGUUUUACCGGUAUUGAUGACCCAUAUGAACCACCUCUGAAUUGUGAGUUAGUAUUACCACAAAAGGGAAUCAACUAUGCUUCCCCAUGUGAAAUGGCUGAAACUGUGAUAUCUUUCCUGGAGGAGAAGGGGUUCCUGCAGACCUAAGAAGAGAGAAGCCCUGCAAUUCCUGGGUACAGUAAUCACCUGUAAUAUAGUGCUCUGAAUCAAUGAAAAUUGAUUCUUUUCUAAGGAAAUUUCUCGUUUCCUUCAUAAAGGAAACUUUCUGUUUCCUUUAUCUAUUGUUUGUUUCUGGCAUCAGGGAAACUUCCUGUUUCCUGUAUCUGUAGUUUAUAUCUUGUAAUAGAUAAUUAAACGCUUGAUUAAUUAGAGUGUCCUUUGUUAAGCCUUGUUGAAGCCACGUUGUGCAUAAUUGGACUUAGUCAAAAACUAAAGAUGGACCGAAGGUGUUUAGCUGUUGGUGUAUGAGCUUGUAUCAUGUAGCAUUGUCAUGAUUGCUUUUAGAAGGAAGGCCAAGUUUUCCUACCCUCUCAUUCUGCUUGUGUCUUUCAAUCUGUACUGAACGAGAAAGGGUCAAUUC